AUUUAAAUCUCCAACAUAUGAUAAUUUUAACAAUCAUCUAUCCUAACUUAUUUUUAUUAAACGAUGGCCCAACUUAUAUCUGAAACACAACCUUUGUUAUCCCCCUCACAAAAAAAUGAUUCGUUACAGAAUACUUCACCUCAGGAUAAAGGUGACAUUUUAGGUUUACAUUGCAUAGGAAAAAUUGAAGAGCCAAGACCAUUUAUCAAUGCUUUGGCAGAUGGCUCAAGAAUUAUUCAAUGCCGAGUCUGUGAUAAUAUGAUAGAUAUUACUGGCAAAGAAAAUCAACAUGUUGUUAAAUGUGACGUUUGUAAUGAAGCCACUCCACUAAAAACUGCUCCUCUCCAGAAAAAAUAUGUAAGAUGUCCUUGUAAUUGUUUACUGAUUUGUAAAGAAUCUGCCCCUAGAAUAGCAUGCCCAAGAUCUAAUUGUAAAAGAAUAUUAAACCUUCAAGUUGAGACACCAAAAAUAAUAUCAUCUCUACCAUUACCACCUGAUAGUGUUAGGGUUGAAUGUGUACAUUGUGGAGAAACAUUUUUAUUCAACCUGGCAAGCAACACAUUAGCGAGAUGCCCCCAUUGUAGAAAAGUCUCUUCUGUUGGUUCUAAUUUUGCUCGGAAAAAAUCGUUGUUAUUUCUUAUAUUCACCUUUCUGAUGCUGACAACUUCUGUUGCUAUAUUGAUUACCACACAUAUUCAGAAAAAGCCUACCAUGAUAAUACUUUAUGUUUCUGCGUUCUUGCUAACCUUUUUAUUUUUCCUUCGUUUCAUAUAUUACUGUACGAUGAAAAAAUCCUCCAUUGAAUGCCUAACGCCUUAACAAAAAAAAUAUGAGCCAAUACAAUGAUGUGAUAGUUCAAUCUUUACCAUAUAACAAAUCGAUUCCUCUAAAUUAAAAAUUUAUUUGUAAUAUAGUUAUUUAAAAAUAUAUAUAAUGCAUGUAUAAAUAUUUAAUAUUCUCUUACCUAAAUUAUCUUUAUUUUAAAUACAUUUUUUUUAUUUAAUCAUUCUUAUAAUUAUUUAUAAAAUCAACAAUUAUUUUCAUAUUUUAUUCCAUUUUUUUUAUACAAUCUUAGCAACUUCGUUCAUGCCUAUUCAUGGAUAUUAAUAACUACUCGUGAUUGCAAAUCUUAUUGACCAGUUUGUAAUAAGAUUUAUUAUAAUAAUUAGUAAAUUUAAUUGAUACUAUUAGAAAGAUUAUCUUAUAAUGUUUAUAAACAUUUAUGCUUUAAAAAAUUACAUUUUUAUCGUUUGGCUGUAAAUAAGUUAAAUUUUGCUUUUAAACUUAUUUUUUUCAAUAAGAGGUUCAAUUUAUUUUUAUUUUUUUUUAGUAUUUCCAUUUAAAUAAUAUAUUACGUUAAUGUAUGUUUAUGCAAAUUUAUAUGAUAAGUUAUCUUGUAGCUUUUAUUUAUAGAAACUUUCUUCCCAUAAAUUUUUUUUUAAAUUGAA
Gordionus sp. m RMFG-2023 is the source of this 1448-nucleotide messenger RNA. Its product is annotated as type II phosphatidylinositol 4,5-bisphosphate 4-phosphatase-like. Lineage: Eukaryota; Metazoa; Nematomorpha; Gordioida; Chordodea; Parachordodidae. Gene Ontology annotation, biological process: phosphatidylinositol dephosphorylation. The transcript is spliced from 8 exons. The record is from RefSeq and is a predicted model, not a curated record. Gene Ontology annotation, cellular component: plasma membrane; late endosome membrane; phagocytic vesicle membrane. Bases 64 to 819 code for a protein of 251 amino acids. Gene Ontology annotation, molecular function: phosphatidylinositol-4,5-bisphosphate 4-phosphatase activity.